Punctularia strigosozonata HHB-11173 SS5 is the source of this 1545-nucleotide messenger RNA. Its product is annotated as glycoside hydrolase. The transcript is spliced from 2 exons. Gene Ontology annotation, biological process: carbohydrate metabolic process. Lineage: Eukaryota; Fungi; Basidiomycota; Agaricomycetes; Corticiales; Punctulariaceae. The record is from RefSeq and is a predicted model, not a curated record. Gene Ontology annotation, molecular function: hydrolase activity, hydrolyzing O-glycosyl compounds. The coding region runs from base 1 to 1545 and encodes 514 amino acids.
AUGCUCGACGCUGGCCGUCACUGGUUUGAAACCUCCUUCCUGACCGACCUUUGCAUCUACGCCUCAUUCUUCAAGAUCAACGAGUUCCACAUCCACGCCUCUGACAACCUCUGGAACCCGGCGUUUCUGUACAGCCCCGGGGACGCUUGGAAGGAGGUGUACGCCGGAUUCCGCUUCCAACCCGAAAAUGGAUCACCAGUCUCUGGGAUCGUACCGAGCUCGAAACGCAACGAAACCUGGACGCGCGAAGAGUUUACGGCAGUGCAAACCACCUGUGCUGAACAUGGCGUCACUAUCAUUCCCGAGAUCGAUACCCCGGGGCACUCGCUGGUCAUCACGCAGUGGAAGCCGGACCUGAUGAUUCAGGGUACCCCGGACAAUUUGAAUCUCUCCUACCCUGAUACGAUUCCGACCAUCAAAUCCCUCUGGGAUGAGUUUCUGCCCUGGUUCUCUGCCAGCGAAGUCUCGAUCGGCGCCGACGAGUACGACGCGUCCCUCGCUGACGACUACAUCAACUUCGUCGACGACAUGUCCUCCUACAUCCAUGCACAGAGCGGCAAGCGCAUUCGCGUCUGGGGCACGAACGAGCCCAGCAAGAUCGGUCUGUCGGUCUCCACGAACAUCACGAUCCAGCACUGGGAUUUCCCGGGUGACGACAUCCCGGUCGCGCUCAUGGACCGAGGGUACGACGUGAUCAACUCCGAGCAGACGUUCCUCUACCUCGAUGGGAAGACGUCGGACGGCGGCCAGUUCCCGCAGGAGCUGAACCAGACGUUGAUGUGGACGGGUGCGCCUGGCGGUGGCGGCUGGGCGCCGAACGUGUUCUCCGCCACGAACGCAGGCAACAAUACCACGCCGGGCAACCCACGUCUUCGGGGCGCGAUCAUGGCGCUCUGGAACGACUGGGGCAACAACGCGACGACGCAGCUGGAGAUAUACUACCAACUCGCUAGGAGCUUGGCCGUUUUUGGGGAGAAGACGUGGGCAGGUUCAGGCAUUCGAAGCACGGAGCUGACUCAGGACGAGUUCGACAGCAUCUAUCCGAUCCUCAAUUCAGUGGCCCCCGGGCAGAACCUGAACCGCGUCGUGGUCCCGAAGCACGGCAACGUCGUCUAUUCGUAUAAUCUAUACCAACCACACGAAUCCCUCUCCGAGCUGCCUCUGAACACGUCGGUGGCGUCCGUGGGGCCGCCGUACAACCUCACCUUCCGCGUGAAGCCCACGUCACAGGACGGCAUCCUGUUCUCUGGAAUAGACUCACUCCUCCGAGUUGGCAACCUCACGUUCGAGGCGCUCGGGCAACGUUACAGCCUCCGCUAUACGCUGCCUCUCCACAAGUGGACAACCGUGACGAUACGUGCUACGAGGGAGUACACCUACGCGGUGAUCGACGGAAACGAGGAUGGAAAGCUGUGGUGGACGACGCUGAUGGACAUAUGGGGGGAGUACUUGGCAGUGGGGAACAUGUCGUUUGCUGCUCCUGCGCAGAUCAUCGGGCCUAGUUUCCAAGGAACAAUCGAUCUUGUGGACUUGACGCUGGGAUGA